AUGAGCCUUUCGGUUAGGGAUGCUCGGGGAUUUGUUCUCGGGUUGACCAAGCGUAUUCUGCUUGGGCUCGGGUCCUCCAUCCGAAGCCGACUGGGCUAUAAGUCUGACUUGACUUGCCCACCGCCAACUAGCAAUGGUAUCCUUUCAUAUCUGGCCUAUCUCUUACAUCAAGCCAUCCAGAUGACAACUUUCGACUUGAACGACGUCGCGACGGCUCUCCGCACAGCCCGUGCUGAAGUGAGGCCUAUCGACGCACCUACGAAGACCUGGCCUAGUCUUAACGCGGACAUGGCAUUCAAAGUUCAGCAAAUCAACUCCGGGCAGGCCAUACAGAACGGUGACCGACUCGUGGGAUACAAGCUUGGCAACAUCGCAAAGGUCAUGCAGGCGGCGUUUGGCCUAGACCACCCCGACUAUGGCUUUUUGCACGCAAGCACCUUCAUGUACGAGGGCACGACGAUCUCCCUAAACAGAUUCAUCAAACCGUUUGUCGAACUCGAGCCCGCAUUUGUGCUGCGGAGUUCUCUGAAGGGCCCUAACGUCACAGUUGCGGACGUUAUUAGUGCCAUUGACUAUGCCAUUCCUGCAAUUGAGAUCAUCGACUCGCGCGUCAAAGGUUGGGAGAUUGAUCUUCCGGAUACAUUAGCCGAUAAUGGGUCAACGGGUGCGGUCAUCAUAGGCGGAACGCCUCGAAAGCUCACGGAUCUCACACUCAGCAAUACACGGGGUUUCUUGAAGUUCAACGGCGAGGAGGUGAUGUCAGGAAACACGAAGAAUAUCCUGGGCAAUCCCCUGUCGGCUGUCGCGUGGUUGGUAAACAAACUGGCGGAGUAUGAUAUCGAGUUCAAGGCCGGGCAACUCAUCAUGCCGGGGAGCUGCUUGGAGGCCGUUCAGAUGGACAAGCCUGGAAAAUGGACAUGCACCUAUGAAAACUGGGUACAAAUAAUAUCUCAGUUUCUGUGGUAUCGAAUUCGGCAUAUGCUCCGAGUCAUGGUGAAAUAUGGAUGUCGAUCCUAUGUCGAGACAAGUCCCGUGCCAAAUGGCGUCUACAGCCUGUCUAGCGAAAUGGAAUCCAUCAUUCACAGCGUGAUCCUUGUUGGCAGCGCUGAAUCGGAGAGUCAAAAGCAAAGCAAUUGCCGGAAGAUCUCGAGGAUCGUGGAUUGA
Molecule: messenger RNA, 1164 nt
Organism: Aspergillus nidulans FGSC A4
Lineage: Eukaryota; Fungi; Ascomycota; Eurotiomycetes; Eurotiales; Aspergillaceae
Product: 2-keto-4-pentenoate hydratase
Exons: 3
Coding region: 1-1164 (387 amino acids)
Molecular function (GO): catalytic activity
Source: RefSeq, a predicted model, not a curated record